UUCCGCGCGCAAUUUAUAGAAAAGAUUCUAGAAUUCGACUUUUUGAUAUAUAGUACAUGUUACAUGUUACUCGUUUUACUCGGAAUCCACGCUCCUAAGAACAUAUGAUAGUGGCCAAUUUGUAGAAAAUGAUCGUUAAGAAAUUUUGAAAUACGACAUAGAAGAAAAUGUUUAAUACGUUAAAAAUGAAAAUUACCCACUGAUAAAAAGAAGACCUCGAUGUUUAUAAGAAUGUGAAAAUUUUCAUUGUAAUUCGCUAAUAAUUUUGGCAGUUGAACACAAUUUUAAAUAAAAAAAAAAAUUGCGUUCUAAUUACAUUUCAGUUAAGCAUAAUUCAAGGUAUCAGUUAUUGAAAGAAAACAAUUGAAUUACGUGUGGGAAAAGAAUUAGGUGCGCUUGCUUGCUUGGAAGCUUCGGGAGCGCGCAGGAACAUAAAAUCGUCAAACGAAAACGCAAGGCUCGUUUUCUCAGCUAUCGUCUUCUCCUUAUUGUGACGUCAAAUUUAAAGUCCUUUGUCGGUGAUCAAACCAUUAUUUGUUCUAGCCUAAUGAUGCUUCUAGUAAUAGCUCAUAGAUGGCGAGCGACAUUUGAUUAUAGUAGUAUAGUAGUACAUGUUACACUAUUGCUACUCUCAUAGUUCUCACGAGCGCCGGUUUCAAGAUAACUGAAUAACCACGUACAUACUAAGGAUACUAAGGACACGAGAUCCUGCGAUGUUACGUGAAACGACUUCAUUGCGACCAUAUUAGUUUUAGCACUCGCAACACUCAACACUUUGCACUAGUGGACACAAUGACAAAACGUGCAAGAGUAAAAGGGAGUACAGGAGGGUGAAGUAGAUCAGUCGAACGAUAGUGGCGCUACAUAUUGAAGACACAAUAAGGUUGCGAUCAUAUCCAUAAUAUAGUAUUAGUGAUUCGACUGUCAGUUUUACAAAUUACCUUUAAAUUAGUGUAUCGCUUUUUCUCAUGCGAUGCAGAUGUAUGUAGAUAGAAGCUUUUAACAUUACAACUUUUAAAAAUUUUAAUACUUUCUGUAUCAUAAUCAACUGGCACGAUGUGGAAAUUAGUAGCUCGUGGUAUCCGUGAAACUCUGGAACGACGUGCAUGUCGUACAAACGUUUAUUGUCAAACGCCUCAAGAAUCGAAUAUAAAAAAUGAGGCAAAAGCCAAUUUGACGUGUAAUCAUAAAUUGUUACUACCAUCUUUUCCUGUCUUUAACAAAGAAUUUUGUGGAUCAACGAAAGCUAGUGGUACAAAAGACAAAGACCAUGAUUCCAAAUGGAAUACAAAAUACACUUGGUCAGAAGCUAUAGGAUGGACAAGCGUAUUAGCUGUUGGAUGGGUGGUAUGCCAAACAUUAUGUCUUCGCAGAAGGCUCUUUGAAAAAGAAAAAGUUGAUUCCUUAAAAAACAAACUAUUACAAGUUCCAGAAGUACAUACUUCUUAUUUACUUGAUCAAAUAUUAAAUUUAAAACCAAAACACAUUUUACCUAUUGUUAAUUGUAUCGCCAAUAAUAAAAUACAUGCUCAAGAAAACAAUGAAGCAGAAUGGAAACCAGAAAAGCCAUUUGGACCUAUCACCAUUGAAGAGGCUUUAAAAGAAGCUACCAAAGAAUUUGCCAAUACUCAUAAAUUAACUGUGGCUCAAUUCGAACUUCAAUAUGGCUUGAAAGCUUUAGAAGAGAGACGUUAUAAAGAUGCUAUAAAACAUUUUACUGCUGGUGCAAGUUUAUCAUCUGCUGCUAGUAUGUUCAAUUUAGGACUGUGUCACGAAUUAGGACUUGGAACAUUGGUUGAUCACACGCAGGCUGUCAAACAUUAUAACGAUGCAGCAGAACGAGGUCAUGCAGAUGCUAUAUAUAAUUUAGGAGUUUUUCAUGCUCAAGGCAGAGGUGGUUUUACAGUAGAUAUUGAUAGAGCUCGAAGUUAUUUUAUUAAAGCAGCAAAGUUAGGACAAAGACAAGCGCAACAUGCGCUAGAUUUAGAAAAACAUUAUUACCAAGUUAAACGAAAAGAAAUUGAUGCAAUUCGGAAGAAUGAGUGUACAAAUAUCUUACAGCAUAUGCGAAAUAAUGAGGAUAUGAAUCAUAUUCUUAGAAAGCUAAUUAAUUAUAAUAAUGUAUUAUAUACACAAUCAGAAGCAGAAUUUUUAGAAGAUUCUGAUUAUAAACAAACCAUGGUAGAAUGUACGAAUUGUAUAGAAUUAGUUUUCAAUAUUUUUGGGUUAAGUAAACGAAAUAUAUUACCUGUCUCUGUGGAGUCAAAUAAUUGUAAUGUGACAUGUUAGAAUGUAGCAAAAUUAUUAAAAGUAAUAAUGAAAUGUUUCGUGUAUUUGAGAUAUGCUAUAUACAUUUUUUUUAUAACGUUUACGUCAAUUACAUUAUGAAUUAUCAAGAUUAAAAAUAAAAAUAUUAAUUGACUAAUUGUAUAACAAGAUCUAUUCAGGAUAUACAGUAUUUUUAAAAAAAUAUUUAUUUAGUAAAACAUCCUGCCAAGAGUUGUUUUAAGACAUUCAUGAAAUAAAAUUUGUGAUCUGAAAGUAUCGUACUUAUAAAAGUAAUUUUAUGUAUGCCUUUUAUAUUAUAUUUAUAUCUUUUUCCAUUUAUAUUAUAUAAACUCAUAUUUAUAAACAAAUAUCUCCUUUUUAUGACUUAUUUUUGGUAAGAUACUUAGUUUAAUGCGGAGAUAUGAAGUUUUUAACGAUAUUUCAAUUUAUAGACUUUUAAAAAAUACGUUGUUAUCUAUGAUGAAUAUAUACAUUGUACAUGUAUAUUUAGAAUAUAACAUGUUAUCAACUAAUUCUGUUUUAUGGAACACAUGUGCAUGGUUGGCACAAUAAAUGAAAAGAGCUUAUAAUAAUUAUCAUCAGUAAUUGUUUUCAUUUUAUAAUAUGUGAUUUUAUUCUUUUCCUACAAAUUGAUACAUACAAAUUGUCACAUUUUCCUGUAUGUAUAUAAGCGUUCUCGAUCAAUUUUUGUAAUCUUCAAUAUAAUAAAAGAUGAAAAUAAU
This is a messenger RNA of Bombus pascuorum, 3011 nucleotides long. RefSeq lists its product as uncharacterized. Gene Ontology annotation, molecular function: protein binding. The record is from RefSeq and is a predicted model, not a curated record. Lineage: Eukaryota; Metazoa; Arthropoda; Insecta; Hymenoptera; Apidae. The transcript has 4 exons. Bases 1057 to 2289 code for a protein of 410 amino acids.